Molecule: messenger RNA, 546 nt
Organism: Pelobates cultripes (western spadefoot toad)
Lineage: Eukaryota; Metazoa; Chordata; Amphibia; Anura; Pelobatidae
Source: the annotation of a GenBank genome assembly
AUGAGGAGAUAUUCCUCGCCACCCGGGCAACAAUCACACUAUUUUAGCAACAAUGAUACAGGCGACAUAAACCCGACAAUCAUAUGGGCUGCCCACAAAUCAGUCCUGAGAGGCCACUUCAUCCGAGCAGCCACCCACACCAAAAAAGCAAAAACACUACGGAGAACUGAUCACCAACACAAACAUAACCCCACCACAGCUAAAUUAUAUGAACUCCAAGCACUAAGACAUUCCGUCAGAGAACUAUCCGUAGCAGAUGUAGCACACUCUAUUCUACGAUCCCGGCGCCUCUUUUACAAGAAAGCCAAUAAGAUGGACACACUAUUAGCCCGAACGCUCAGGCCUCGACAAGAAUCCAAACCCAUCACUACACUCCGUAACUCCUCUAAUGUAGUAGUUAACACACCAAGAGACACCAACCUAGCAUUCACAGAAUACUAUCGCGGACUAUACGACCAUACCCCACGAGACGAACUAGCACAUGCCCAACUCCUGACAUGCAUUACAGACUUCUUGGCACACACAGACCUGCCAAAGAUAGCAUAA